AUGCCGAAUUACGACACCAUAUCUGAUGGCCGAGCCAACGAAGAGUCUAGCUCGACCUCCGCCGAUAUGACGAGACAUCGAAGAACGCGAGGUCACCACCAGAAGGAUGGCCAUCAUGGCCAGGCCAGCAUGGUUAGCAGUGUCAUCAACCUACUCAACACAAUCGUCGGCGCUGGCACUCUAGCGAUGCCCGCUGCCCUUUCGCAUUUUGGAAUCAUUCCCGGAGUAAUUGUCAUAUUGUGGUCGGCAUUCACUUCUGCCUUUGGCCUCUAUCUGCAGUCACGAUGCGCACGAUAUCUCGACCGCGGCUCGUCGUCCUUCUUCGCCCUAUCGCAGCUCACAUACCCGAAUGCUGCUGUGAUAUUCGACGCCGCCAUUGCCAUAAAAUGCUUUGGUGUGGGCGUGUCCUACAUGAUUAUUAUCGGCGAUUUGAUGCCUGGAGUAGCUCUCGGUUUCGACAGUCGGGCUCAAGGUGUGCCGUUCUUGAUGGAUCGCAACUUUUGGAUUACUGCAUUCAUGCUGGCCAUCAUUCCUUUGUGCUUUCUCAAGAGACUGGAUAGCUUGAAGUACACAAGUCUGAUCGCUCUCGUUUCGAUUGGAUAUCUGAUCAUCUUGGUGGUCUACCAUUUUGCUGCCGACGUCAUCCCGAAUCGGGCGCCGGUCAGAGUCAUUACUUGGGACGGGCCAAUAUCUGCACUCAGCAACUUGCCUGUGGUUGUGUUCGCAUACACCUGUCACCAAAACAUGUUCUCCAUUCUAAACGAAAUCAAGGAAAACACACCAAAAAGUAUUAUUGGCGUUAUUGGCUCUAGCAUCGGCUCAGCAGCCAGUAUCUACAUUUUGGUUGCCAUCACCGGAUACUUGACGUUUGGUGACGAUAUCAAGGGCAACAUUGUUUCCAUGUAUCCUCCAUCGGUGGCAUCAACCAUUGCCAAAGCCGCAAUUGUCGUUCUUGUACUCUUUUCGAUCCCUCUGCAGGUCCAUCCCUGUCGCGCUUCAAUCGAUGCGGUUCUGAGGUGGCGUCCAAACUCGGCUUCACGGCAGUCUCAAAGCCGCACAAACUCCCCUGGGGGACGGCCACUUCUUCCAACCGCACAGGCACGGUCUGACCAUGGCCCAGCGGCACCCAUGUCAGACCUUCGGUUCGCACUAUUGUCAACGGUGAUUUUGGUUCUGAGUUAUGUGACAGCUUUGACUGUUGUGAGCUUGGAACGCGUUCUUGCUUACGUUGGAAGCACUGGAAGUACCAGCAUUAGCUUCAUUCUCCCUGGCUUGUUCUACUACAAGAUCUCUGAUCCAAACUCCACCCAUCAUCAGCGUUUGGCCAAGACCGACGAUGAUGCAGAUUCACCCGUCGGGUCAGACGAAUCCGACGAUGAGGAGGCUGCCGAAGCAAUGGCCCGAAGUGUCGGCAGUGUACGAAGUGUGGCAAGUGGACGGAGCAAUACCAAGAGUUCAUGGCGCUGGCGCAGGAAGUGGAGAUGGGACUUGGAGCACAUCAACCCAGUGCAUCUCAGGCGCGCGUCUUUGGCUUUGGCAAUCUAUGGAGGUUGCGUGAUGACCACAUGCCUGAUACUGAACAUGUUUGUCAGUGUCGCUCACUAA
This is a messenger RNA of Pestalotiopsis fici W106-1, 1605 nucleotides long. RefSeq lists its product as uncharacterized. The record is from RefSeq and is a predicted model, not a curated record. Gene Ontology annotation, biological process: amino acid transmembrane transport. The coding region runs from base 1 to 1605 and encodes 534 amino acids. The transcript has 4 exons. Gene Ontology annotation, molecular function: L-glutamate transmembrane transporter activity; L-tyrosine transmembrane transporter activity; L-lysine transmembrane transporter activity. Lineage: Eukaryota; Fungi; Ascomycota; Sordariomycetes; Amphisphaeriales; Sporocadaceae. Gene Ontology annotation, cellular component: fungal-type vacuole membrane.